Molecule: messenger RNA, 566 nt
Organism: Rhinolophus ferrumequinum (greater horseshoe bat)
Lineage: Eukaryota; Metazoa; Chordata; Mammalia; Chiroptera; Rhinolophidae
Product: keratin-associated protein 13-1-like
Exons: 1
Coding region: 51-566 (171 amino acids)
Source: RefSeq, a predicted model, not a curated record
AACUCAGAAUCUUCUCUUUGUAACUCAGCUGAACUCACAUCUCCAUCAACAUGUCCUACAACUGCUGCUCUGGGAACUUCUCCUCCCGCUCCCUUGGAGGCUACAUGCGCUACCCAGGCUCCUGUUGUGGCUCUUCCUACCCCAGCAACCUGGUCUACAGCACUGAUCCCUGCUCCCCCAGCACUUGCCAGCUGGGCUCCUCUCUCUACAGUGGCUGUCAGGAAACCUGCUGUGAGCCCAGGAGCUGCCAGACGUCCUGUGUGGUGUCCAGACCCUGCCAGAAGUCCUGCUACAGCCCGAAGACCUCCACGCUCUGCAUUCCCUGCCCGCCAACUUAUACAGGGUCUAUGGGCUGUGGGUCCAGCAGCAGCUGCUCCCUGGGCUAUGGAUCCAAGAUCUGUUACUCCCUGGGCUGUGGUUCCAGUGGGUUCAGACCCCUGCGUUAUGGAGUCUGUGGCUUCCCUUUUCUGAGUUAUGGAUCUCGAUCCUGGUGCCCAUCCUAUUUGACUUCUAGGACCAUCCAGUCUUCUUGUUACAGACCAUCUUGUGGAUCUAACUUCUACUGA